GGUUGCGGGAGCGCGCAUCUGUCCGUGGGUGGGGGACGCGCAGGCUACUCGCGCUACCAAUGAGUUGCUGAUGCCGCAGCAUCCCUCACAGAAAGGCAAGGGGGACAAGACACCUGCCUGACGACAACAUUACACCUUUGUUGUUUUUAAUACAAUCUAUGACGGUUUUAUCCCCGAGCGAGGUGACGUGUUUUGCUUAUCGAGGUGCACGACCUGCUCUAAAGGAAAAAUAAACAAACGUUUGCUACCUGUCUAGCCCAAACACUUUUCAACAACCUGUGAGGCAGGAAGACAUGAGGAAUGAAAGGGAGCCUGCGCCGGCUGUGCUAAGGGCCAACCGAGAAAACAGGACCUUUGACAAGCAAUGCCGAGAGCUGGAGACGGAAAAUACACCUAGCAACGGCCUACGGCACAGGGAGGAGAGAAAAGCAACGCUUAGCAAGGUUGUAAUACGGCGACUCCCUCCCAACUUUAAUAAAGAACAGCUGGAGGAGCAGCUACGUCCUCUUCCAGCACAUGAUUAUUUUGAGUUUUGCACUGCUGAUCCCAGCUUGUAUCCCCAUCUCUUUUCAAGAGCCUAUAUUAAUUUCAGAAAUCCAGAAGACAUCCUUCUAUUUAGAGACCGAUUUGACGGAUAUAUAUUUAUUGACAACAAAGGGCAAGAAUAUCCUGCAGUGGUUGAAUUUGCUCCUUUCCAAAAGAUUUCUAAAAAGAAGCUAAAGAAAAAAGAUGCAAAAGCUGGAAGUAUUGCAGAAGACCUCGAGUACAAGAAAUUUUUAGAAAACUACUGUGCUGAGGAAGAAAAAGUUUAUGCAAAUCCAGAGACUCUGCUGGGAGAAAUUGAAGCAAAAACAAAGGAACUAAUUGCCAGAAGAACAACUCCUCUACUGGAAUUUAUCAAAAAUAGGAAAUUGGAAAAGCAGAGAAUAAGAGAAGAAAAAAGAGAAGAGAGAAGGAGGCGUGAACUUGAGAAGAAACGGAUAAGAGAAGAAGAAAAGAGAAAACGUAGGGAAGAGGAAAGGCGUAAACGAAAAGAAGCAGAUAAGCAAAAGAAAAUAUCUGAGAAAGAAAUUAGAAUUAAGCUUCUUAAGAAACCAGAAAAGGGAGAUGAAGCUGCCAGUGAAACGCAAAAGGAGAAAAUAGAGGAGGCUGAGGACGAAGAUACAAAACUGGAAAAGCCUCCAGUAUCUGGAAGUAUAAAAGUUCGGCCAUUUGAAAACAGUGUCAAAGAACUCAAAGAAAAGAACCCGAAUGAAUGUGAUAAAGAACAAAGGGAUAAAGAAAGGAGAUUUCGAGAUAAAGACCUCGAAAGACAAAGGUUUCGGAUGGAUGAUGGCAGAAAGCACAGAAACCACUAUGAGUAUGACAAGUUUAUGAGGCGAAAUGAAGACGAUCAGAAAUGGGGCAAGGGAUACAACCAGGACAGGUGCAAGAAAGGGAGUCACAUCUCAAGCUUUGCAUCGGAUGCAGUAGACAAACUGGGUAAAGAGGACAAGUGUGAUGACUUGGCAUCCAAAAAGGACCGCAUAAGAAAUAAGGAUCGCCCAGCCAUGCAGCUGUACCAGCCAGGAGCUCGCAAUCGCAUAACUACAGGAUUUACAAGUAAAUAUCCUGAGGAGAACUUCUACAGAAAGAAUGACACCAACAGUGUAACAAGAAGAGGUACAGAGAAGAGUGAAGAUGCUGGGUAAAACUCUUUAUGUGUAGAAAAGAUAGCAGACUCUCUGUCCACGUGAGUGCAUCCCAGUAUUGCAUGGGCAGUAGAAACAGAUAAGUCCACAUGUGACUGCCGCCUACUUCUGCCAGAAAAAAAGGGAAUACUUACUAUGAAAUCAGAUUCCUGAUUCACUACCCUUUAGUGCCAAAGAGCUCCAAAUAAACUGUAUUGUAGACACUCUCUAUUUGCCUAGUCUAUAUGUCAUUAUCAAAUGGAGCUCUACUUGUGGCCAGAGUGUUCUUUAGAAAUAUUUCGUAAUUUUUCUGCCCGUUACCAUGGGAUGUUUCUUUAAGUUUUCUAGGGCAACAUUAAUAGAAAUACUACACUAGCUACCUGUUAAAUGCCCAUAGAGCUGUGCCAUUGCCGCAGCUGUUUUGUGUGCUAGCAAUAUAAAACUCUUCAUGCAAAUAGGAGUUUGUUGAAAUAACUAAGUAAAAAAUGCCUAUGACACAGUAGGUGAGAUCUGUCGGGUAAUAUUGCCAAUCAUCCUGCACCAAGAGCCUGUACAUACAUGUGUGUGUGAAUUUGAGUAGUGUUACUCUACAUUGCCUCCUAACUGCAUUUAGAUCCAUGGCAAUGCUAGAAGGGACCUUUUUUUUUUUUUAAUGGAUCCCUAAACAUAGGCAUAAACCUGUAAGUGGAAUCUGUAAGGAAAACAAUAAGGAAUAUAGAGCAGGUAACAUGUUGUGCAUUGCUGUUGAAUGUUUUGAUGAUUGAUGUUAUAGCCAUGCAAAUAUACAAAUAAGUCUCUUUAAUAUUGCUAUUGUGCUAUGUUCUUACUUUUUGAAGUCUCUGCAACUUCAUUUUAAAAGGCAGUAGCUGCCCUGCUUGCAGCCAUAAAUUAACUUCCAUAUUAACCCACGAGCUGCGAAUACAUUUAAGACUGGAGAAAGCCAGAAAGAAAGGUGAGUUUCCACAGAGGUUUAAGUGGCAUAAGGCUGCUGAAAGGAGCACUAUACUUUCAUUUUUCCAAAUUUAUUUGCCCUCUCACAAGGAAAGAAUAAACUAAAUUUGUGGAAAACAACAAUACUUCAUUCACAUUAGCAAUAUGCUUUCAUUAGAUUUAUUGGUUUGUUUUACAAAUCAUAGGCACAAUACAUACUUUCAAAUGUAUGCGAUACCAUCACUGACUAAGUUAGGUCAAACUGAGACUAAUUGGAAAGACUUAUGUUCUGAAAACUGGGAUGGAUGACAUUUAUAUAUACACACAAACAGAGAUUAGAGAUGAGACUGAUGAAUCGAUUAUGCUGACAUUGUAAUUAGAAAUAACAACCAAGUUGUGUGGCAGAACAUCUAAAACUUGGCCUGACAGAAUGUCUAUGUAAUUAAUAUUAAAUAGGAAAAGUUAUUUAAUGGUCAUUCACACAAUAGUAUUCUUUGGUAAUAUUAUUUGACAUCAAACUAUGUGUGAGCCCAGAACAACCCAAUAUUCUGUAUUAGUUGAGAUAAACAGAGUAUAAUCUGAAAUUGCUGCCAUAGGCCUUUCUAUGACAUCAAGCAUGUGAUCUUCCAGUAAUUAAGGUGUUUAACCAUCUGCUUUUUCUUUUAUGGAUGCAGACCUUUCCCUUUGAGUAGCUAAACCUGUAUAUUUCUAACUACUGCUUUUGACAUGGAUAGUUAUGUCACUGAAGACUUGGAAUAUUUCAUAGCAUUGUUGCUUACAUUGCAGAUGUAGUUGCAAUUAGAUAUAGCACAAGCUAAUAUACAUUGUUUGUUACUAAUCUGUAUUUGCGUGUAGAAUUUGCAGCCAGGCAGCUUGAGAUUUAAACAUGCCUGAUACCCCAAACAGACUCAAGCCUAAAUGUUUUUGCCUUUGAUCAUCAAUAGUAUGUCUGUGUAAGUUUGAAAUAAUAACAAUAUUUUGUCAUUCUUUAAAAAUAUGAAUUCUAAAUAAACUGUUUAUAUACCAA
Molecule: messenger RNA, 3627 nt
Organism: Xenopus laevis (African clawed frog)
Lineage: Eukaryota; Metazoa; Chordata; Amphibia; Anura; Pipidae
Gene: upf3a.L
Product: UPF3A, regulator of nonsense mediated mRNA decay L homeolog
Exons: 10
Coding region: 294-1691 (465 amino acids)
Biological process (GO): nuclear-transcribed mRNA catabolic process, nonsense-mediated decay; positive regulation of translation
Cellular component (GO): nucleolus; cytoplasm; protein-containing complex
Molecular function (GO): telomeric repeat DNA binding; nucleic acid binding
Source: RefSeq, a predicted model, not a curated record